AUGGAACCGGAAUUUGCGUCCAUGGCUUCGAACCGGAAGCAGGUCCUCGAGGAAGAUGCGUACGUCGAGGCGCUGGACGCGAUCAUCGAGCGGGACUUCUUCCCGGAUCUGCCCAAGCUCAAGUACCAGACCAUGUGGCUCGAUGCGCUGGCCACGAAGAACGCGGCCUUGAUCGCUCAAGUUCGCCAGUACAUUGCCAACGACCAGCAAAAGCGCCCGCAGACGAAGACGAGCUCAAGGUCACAGCAGAGCCUUACAGGCGGCAGCAAGCGCAAGCGGGCAGACGACGAGGGCGCAUCGGCAUGGGACGUUCCCACACCGCCACGCACCUCCAGCGACAUUGAUGAGCCUACCGAAGACGAUGCUACCGUCGAUGACGCCGGCGAAGCGCCAAGCAAAGCAACCGCAACGAUGACAUUGAACCACUUCUUGGCAACGCACACGUCCGAGGACAAUGCAGCGUUCGAGGAGCUGCAAGAGAAGGCCGUCGCCGAGCACAAGAAGAAGUACCACUGGGCGUUCGACGAUGACCACGCGAAUACGCGCUUGCUCCUGCUACCUGAUGGCACCAAGAUGACACAGGAGCGACGGCUCCUCAUGGACAAAGCAUGCGACACAAAGCUCGCCUUGGAAGACGCUCGACCUGUCGCGCCCGACACGUGGACCUUCCGCGCCCGGAACCAGCUGCUCUUUCCGCCCGACCUCGAGACGUCCCGGGCCAUUUGCAAGCUGGAGGCAACGACGACGGGCGACGUGCUCUUGCUUGAGAAUGGCACGCCCCCAGCGCCGGAUCGUGCGCUGACCAAAUCGCUUCGGACGGGCGCGGUGGCCAAGAAGCCGAUGGAAACUGUGUACGCCAACUCGCGCUUCUCGUCUGCGUUUCUCGCGAGCCAAGAAUUGCCGCCAGACAUUGCACCUGCUGCGCCGCUGGACUUGGUCGAGAUGACGCCGCUCAUUGUACCUGGCGACGGCAACGGAUCGCCACUCAUGACGUGGGGCGACAUUGCGGCAACACCGAUGAUCCUCCCGAGCGAGACGCCCGCCCGUACGUGGUGCAGCCCGCGAGCGGAGCGAGCUCUUAUCCAUGCGCCUGUAGAUCGCCCCGUCUUUGAAAUCAAGGACAAGUCCAAGCGAGAAAAGCUUGCACUCGCCAUGGACGCCAAGAACAAACAGCGCAUGAAGGCCAAGAAGACACCGACGCCCUUCCGAUCGACGCCGGGACGCGGCAAGGCGACACCGACGCCGCUUUUAAGUGUCUUCCGCGCCGGUGCGUUCUCGGAGCUCCGAGCCAGCUACGCCACGCCGCUUCGUUCGUCAAGCAAGAACAACCCCCCUAAAAAGUGA
Messenger RNA from Saprolegnia parasitica CBS 223.65, 1344 nucleotides. RefSeq lists its product as hypothetical. The transcript has 7 exons. Gene Ontology annotation, cellular component: catalytic step 2 spliceosome. The coding region runs from base 1 to 1344 and encodes 447 amino acids. NCBI's taxonomy places the organism in Eukaryota, Oomycota, Saprolegniomycetes, Saprolegniales, Saprolegniaceae. The record is from RefSeq and is a predicted model, not a curated record.